AUGAUGAACAGAACCGAGUUCCGCGACUCGUAUUACCGGCCCAACGAACUAACGUCCAAGUUCGCGUCGUGGGCCGAACCAUUCUACAAGAGCUGGUCGUCGUGGGACAAGGACCGGGCUUCGUUCAACAACAACAACAUAGGUUCACCGUCGUUCUCUUGGGACAGGGAACCGCUCACCAGGGGAAGUGGGUCGUGGGACAGGGAGCCACUCAACAGAGGCGGCGGCUCGUGGGACAGAGAGCCUCUCGGCGGGGACGGUGGCAGCUCGUGGGACAACAGGGGAUCGUCGUGGGACAACAGGGGCUCAUCGUGGGACAAGGAUCUAGUCGAAGUGCCAUUGCAAAAGCCCUACAGAGGUGGUAGUGGUAGUGGUGGUGGCGGAAAUAACAACUUAUACAACAACGACAAUUAUCCGGAAGUGGCGGUAAGGGGCGAUCGGCAGCAGUAA
Molecule: messenger RNA, 450 nt
Organism: Macrosiphum euphorbiae (potato aphid)
Lineage: Eukaryota; Metazoa; Arthropoda; Insecta; Hemiptera; Aphididae
Source: the annotation of a GenBank genome assembly